This is a messenger RNA of Ahaetulla prasina, 2477 nucleotides long. It is a transcript of the gene SYNDIG1L, whose product is annotated as synapse differentiation inducing 1 like. The transcript is spliced from 5 exons. Gene Ontology annotation, cellular component: intracellular membrane-bounded organelle; membrane. The record is from RefSeq and is a predicted model, not a curated record. Lineage: Eukaryota; Metazoa; Chordata; Lepidosauria; Squamata; Colubridae. The coding region runs from base 506 to 1219 and encodes 237 amino acids.
GGCGGGCGCGCCGAGUGGCGGGCGCUCUCGUCCGGAGGAGAAGCCAGGCUUUGCGGUAGCCGGAGGAGCCGUGAGGAGCAGCACAUCUCCGCCCGUUGCUCUCUCAGGCACAUCCCCAGCUCAGCUCUGACUCCGCCUGUCCGCCGCCGCCGCCGCUCUGCCUCUUGGGCUCCUGCGCUGCUUCCAGCCGCGGACGCUCGCCCGCUACCCGAAUUUCUCCCGCCGCCGCCGCCGCCGCCCGAAGACCAACCGAGCGUGCCCACCCGAGGGUCAUGCCUGCGCCCGGCUGCCUCCGCCCCGCCUGCCUCCAGCUUGGCGGGUGAGGCAGCCUCCUCCUCCUCCGCCCAGAUGCACUACAAUCCCGUGGCACUUGAGAUUUCUGCAAGGCUUUCUGCAAAUUCCAAGCAUAUGACUAUUUGAUUAUCCAUGUCUACACUGACGUUCAAAAAAGCAAAAAGAACACAUAUUUAUCUUAGUGACAUCUGCCAUUGAGUUUUUGAGGAAAAUGGAAAGUGUGAGUGAACUUCAGAAUCCACUGUUGGCCAAGAACAAUGGACACCUUCAUGGUAGCUGUACUUAUCACCAGGAUUACCAUGGUCAUCGUUGUCAUGGCAAAUUAUAUUCCUAUAUCUUCCAAAAUUCAGGUAAUGCAAGGACACACCAGUUGUUGGAUGCCAGUUCUCUUCAACUAGCUGUUGAAGCGCUGUAUGGUCCAAAUUUCAUUCUGGUGAAGGAUGAAAGCAGUGUCAAAGUCAAAGACAACAAAGGUGACAACUGUGAGACAACCUUCAUGGAAAACAAAGACCCAUCCCCUGAUGUUUCUGAUGAGCAAGAAACACAGGGAAGAUCUCUAAUGGAAAAUGAUAUCAAAAUCCAGACAGUAUCUUAUGAAGUAGAAGAAGAGGAAUUGCAGGAAUAUGAGAGUGACUCUUCAAGUGACAGCGAGAGUGAAGAUAACUUUCUGAUGCUUCCUCCACGAGACCACCUAGGCUUAGCUAUUUUCUCAAUGCUCUGCUGUUUUUGGCCCCUGGGAAUUGCCGCCUUCUGUUUUUCUCAAGGGACAAGUAAAGCCAUCUCCAAGGGGGACUUUCACCAGGCAAGCUCAGCUUCUCGACGAGCACUCUUCCUGGCUGCACUUUCUAUUACCAUUGGCACAGGGGUAUAUGUUGGAGUGAUUGUAACACUGAUUGCUUACCUCUCUAAAGGUGGGCAUGUAUAAUAAAGACUGUUACAUAAAAUGCCCGUCAUUCUUCCCACAUGGAUAAGCCUCCUGGAUUAAGUGCUUUAAAUGCUAUACAGGACAACAUGCUUACAGACUGAAAAGGAGCUUUCCACCCCCCUCACACAUUCAAAUAAAUUGUACAGACUUUUUUUUUGAAUGAACAAUGACCUACUUUACAUUAUAGCCUGACAAGCUAUUUUUAAAAAAACCCUUCGUGCAAAAAUGAGUGCAUGCUUGAACAGCCUGGAUUUUGAGACUGCCAAGAACAAAAGAGGGAAAUGGGAUUUAAAAAAAAAAGUCUGCAGCGUGUUUCUCAGACCAAUUUUCUUGUGAGCUAAAUCUGCCAUUUGUGAGGUUCAAUUUCCUAUUGGAAUUAAGCCUUGGUCUUGUUCAGUGCACACGGUAAAGAGAAGAAAAUGGAGGAAUGUUCAUUGAAAAACUUUCGUUAGGGUAUUGGGGGUACACAGUGAUAUUUGUCAAGAUGUUUCCAUUUUGAUCCAGAGAUUCUAGCUACCAGAUCAAUUCAUCUGUGAGUAUCUAUCACACAAAGCCAGUUUUCCCCAAAGCUCUCUUUCAGAGCCAUUCCCAUACAGCUUGCCUCUCCACCUAGAAUUCUCUUCUAUGUCAGAUUUUCCCUACAGUGUCAUCUCAUUCAUCUUUGAAGAAUGAUAUUCAGCUGUCACUUCAGUUAUAAGAUAGCACCUGCUUUAAAGAAGACACAGAAAAAACUAUGUAAUUAUAGUAAUUCUAAUUGAACAGCCUUGGGAAAAUCUUCUGGGCCUUCUAUUUUUUAAUUAUAUUUUAGGAUGCAUAUUACAGUAUCAAAUAGAAUGAAUUAAUAUUAUUUCAGAUUUUAUUAUGACAUGAAAAACCCAUCAAGAGAUAUUACAGCAUGAUUACUUUUUAUCAUAUGUAACAGUUUUAUUUUGUGUGACAUCUGGAAUCAAAUUCUUAUACAGGUCUUGCUUAACUACAAUAACUGGGACCAGCAACUCCAUCACUAAGCAAUACAAUAGUUAAGCACAAUGUCACUUGACCAUGCUGGCAGUUAUGGCAGUUCUGGUUGCUGUUGUUAAGUGACUCCUGUGUGGUCAUUAAGCAUGACAUCACAUCAUUACCCAUUGUGACUUCCUGCCAGCUUCUUCGCUGGUCAAAUGCUGGCACUGAAUAUCACAAUUAGUGGUUACAUGAACAGAGGAAACUCUGACCAUUAUAUUUGCAAACCAGCCACCAAGCAUCCAAAUCAGGGGUCUCC